This is a messenger RNA of Colletotrichum truncatum, 1194 nucleotides long. RefSeq names its product sirq protein. Lineage: Eukaryota; Fungi; Ascomycota; Sordariomycetes; Glomerellales; Glomerellaceae. The record is from RefSeq and is a predicted model, not a curated record.
AUGUCGGAACGAAAUCAUGCAAUCGUCUUCGGCGCCGCUGGCCUUAUCGGCUGGUCAACUGUCAAUCAACUACUAUCCAACUAUCCCGCCAAGGGCUCGUUUGACAAGGUCACUGCCGUGAUCAACCGUCCACUACCAGAAGCCGAAUUCCACUGGCCACAGAACUCUUCAAGCCGACCUGAGUUGCAAAUAGUGCCAAAAGUAAACCUGUUUGAUGUGACUGCGGAGGAGUUAAGUCAACAGUUGAAGGCCAAUGUCAGCGGCAUUAAGGACGUUACGCAUGUUUUUUAUUUUGUCUUCAAAGAGGUCAACGACAAUCACAUCCUUGAGUGCCAGGUAAACUGCGAAAUGAUGCAACGCGUUGUUGACGCUAUCACUUCUUUGUCGCAUAAGUUGAAAUCAGUCGUCUACCCUGGUGGAACUAGAGGUUAUGGAAUAUAUGUACCUGGAGGGACCUUUCAGCCUCCACUGGAAGAAUCCAUGGCGGAUAAUCUUCCAGAAGACUAUGCCAAGACCGUCGCGUAUCCAUGGUUCAGAAAACUCCUCACCAAAGCUAGCGAAGGAAAAAGCUGGACGUGGACGGAGGUAUGCCCCGACGCCGUGGUCGGCUUCACUCCGAAUGGAUCUGGAUGGUCACUUGCGUUGCACUGGGCUCAAUACCUUUCACUAUAUGCCCAUAACCACAAAAGUUCCGCAGACAAGUCAACCUCUCCUGUGGAAGUCCCGUUUCCUGGCACUGAAGGUGGAUUUGACGGGCUUUUCACCCCCGUGUCUUCACACACUCUGGGGCGUGUUAUCGUCCACGCUUCUUUGAGCACAGAUAAAUGCGGCGGCAAGAUCAUCAACGUAGCCGACAGCGAGAACCCAACAAAAUUUCGAGAAAUUUGGCCAGCUCUCGCCGAAUGGUUUGGCCUUAGAGGCACAGAUCCCAGUGGAGAGGAGAAUGUCCUCAAGCCUGGUGAGUAUGUUCAAAGGCACAAACACCUUUUCCAGGAGAUGGGUCUACACAAAGCUGUUACUGCAGGGGUUGGUGCAGGAGCGUCGCAGCUCGAUAGCGUGGGCUACUGGUUGUCUUUUGACAGACAACUCAGCUUGAAAAGGCUUAGAGAAGUUGACUUCGUGGAAGAAAGAGAUCCGAUUGAAGGCUGGUUGGAAGCACUAGAGCAAUUCAGAGAGGCUGGUAUCAUUAUUUAA